AAUAAAUUACCAUGAAGUUCAACUCUUAGAACAAGGGAUCUUACAGACUACCCUGUGCUCGUCAGUAAGCAGUUUGUUUGUGGCAGGUUUCCACCAGGAGCUAAAUAUUCAGGAAUGUUUAUAUUCUGUGAAGAGUGUAUUGAAAACAGCAAUUGAGGUCUUGUGUUAAAUGUAUUGGGUUUAAAAAGCCAAGUCUUGGCAGUAGCAAUGGGAAUUCUUUAAAUAAACAGCGUGGAUUGAGCAGAACUUUGUAGGUGAUUGAGCACAUGUCCAGUGAGAGGAGAGGAACAUGUAUCUGCAAUUGCUGGAAUGGACUGACUGCUGCUGAGGAGUGAGAAGACUAAACAGUCAGUUUUUAAAACAAUGAGCAGCUAAACCCACAAUGACAUCAGUGGAUACAAUGCAAACCACUACACAGAGGACAGGCUGGGUUACUUUUAAUGACGACUCACCCCUUACAUCAGUAGGAUACAAGAAAGAUGAGAACCACAGUGUGGCUCAGGCAGACCCUCACCCUACCCAGCAGACCUGUCCUCUGACCACAGCCCCCAAGAGCACAGUGUUUAAUCCACAGUCCUCUCAUGAACACAGAAGCUGGAUCCAGUUUGAUGACAAGCCAUGGAGCAAUGUGCAGCCACAAGCAACGUGCUCAUCUGUAGGAGCCCCGAAUCAGGACCUUUGCUCCUCGGUCAGCUUUUGGAGCCCAACGCCACCCUCUGAGAGCAGCUGGACAACACACUCCGAGGACCCCAGCUUUCUCAGCAUCACCCCAUCCUACACUGACCUGCAGUCAAAUAACAGUGAGGACCAGCAGAGCAGUGGCAUGUCAAGAGCUGAGUCACCAAAUUCUUCUGUCUUUCAAGAUGAUGAAGAUAUAAACAUGGAUGCAGUUAACUGGCUUCAAACCGAUAAACAAAUGAAUGGACAGUCGGACAGAAAAACAACCCGCUUUGCCAGCUGGGUCACCUUCGAUGAUGAUGAGGACUCCUGCUUUGUUUCUUCUCCAAAACCUUUAAAGGUUAACAACUUCAGCCAUGCUUUUGCUCAAGACUCCAACAGUAACUUGAUUAUCUCUGAAGGACAUUUGCUAAAGACAGAGGUGACGAGGAACUUGUUCGAUUUGGCUCCGGAAAAGACCAAUCACGUUUUCACUCCCGACAGUCCUCCAGCUAAUACCAGAACACCAUGCAGUAAGAUAAAUCCAUUUUUGGACAGCAAGCUUUUGGAUGUUCAGCCAUCACCCAUUAACCCUUUCAGUGCCUACUUUGAUAAGCAGGAGCCCUCGCUUGUUGAUACGUCAGAGAACAAUGGACCAGGGAGUCCUCAGGUGUAUUCAUUCAGCUCUCCCUUUCUCACUGAAGGAGUCGAUGUCAAAAGAGACUCCGACCUGCUUUUCUCUCCUGUUUUUGAUACCAGCAUCCACGAGGACAUGUUCAAUAGUGUUCCUCAAAAUCAGACCUUAGAGCAAUUGAAGCAGAUGCAAAUUGCAGAUCUAGAUGAAGCAGAUAAUCCUACCAUGCCUGGUGAACCCAUAGAUUUAGAUGAGCUUGAUGAACCACCUUUUGUGCCAUCCCACUUGGAGCCUAAAGAUGGUUGGCCAAUGAUGCUAAGGAUACCUGAAAAGAAGAGCAUGAUGUCAUCCAGGCACUGGGGAGUAAUUCAUGUGAAACUGACAGAGGCCGGUUGCUUACAACUUUAUUAUGAGAAAGGAAUGGCAAAACCUUUUAAGACACUUCAGUUGAAUGCCAGCCACGGGUUAUCAGAGCCCAAGCUACAAACCUUUGAUGAAAAUGGGAAAAUUCACACAAUACGGAUAGACCAUGUAACUUACAAGGAAAAAAAGAAAUAUCAGCCAAAGGUAGCAGUAGUUCACACACCCAUAACGGAACAAAUUGUUAAACUUGGAACAAAAAAUUAUGAAGAUUUUUUGAGUUUUAUAUCAGCGGUUCAAAAUAUGUUGAUGAAUCUGCCACUGGAUGUGGACACAUAUUUGCGUCCUUCGAAUUACUUGGAGGACGAGAUAUUCAUAGAAAUUAGGGAUGAGUUUUGUGGUGUGGUGGCCAAAGGGGAUAACCGAAUCUUGCGCCAGUCAGUGGUGACUCAUGUCAGCGUUUUGGCUUUUGUUUCAGGGACACCAAUAUGCAGGAUAGGUUUUAAUGAUGUCCAAAUCAAGGGGAAUGAAGUUGUUUCUAGACAUGACAUUGUUCCAAACAGCACAACAAGAUGGAUUAAACUCAGAGACUGCCAGUUUAACAAAUACGUGGAUGAAAAGGAAUUUGCAAAUACAAGAUCUAUUGCGUUUGUUCCCCCAAGCGCGCAUAGGUUUGAACUGAUGCGCUUCAGGACAGCUUUUGCAGAAAAAACCCUGCCCUUUACUCUCAGGACCAUAGCUACUGUCAAGGGAGCCGAGGUAGAACUACAGUCUUGGUUAGUGACGUCAUCAGGGUUUUCAUCCAACCGGGAUCCACUGACUUUGAUUCCCUGUGAAAACGUGAUGAUCCGCUACCCUGUCGCACAAACUCUGAUAAAGAAUUUCCGGCGGGAGAGUGUCACAGGAGAAAAGUCUUUGAAAGCCAAAAUGAAUAAAGGGGCAAGUUUUGGUUCCACCAGCACCUCUGGAUCAGAGCCUGUAAUGAGAGUAACUUUGGGAACUGCCAAAUACGAGCAUGCUUUUAAAGCGGUGGUAUGGAGGAUAAACAGGCUUCCUGACAAAAACUCAGCUUCAGGCCACCCUCACAGUUUCUUCUUUCAUCUGGAGCUGGGCUCGGACCGGGAGGUGCACUCAAUGUUUGCACGACACGUGGACGUGGAGUUCGACAUGCCAGCAGCCUCAGCCUCCAGAGCCACUGUGCGCUCCCUGUCCGUCGGAGAUAAAAGCGACGUGAAGAAAUGGGUCAGCUACAAAGCACAUUACUGCUACCAGGUUGAAAUUGAACUGAAAACUGAUCAAAUGCAGGAGAUGAAUGGAACACAGACAGACCAACCAAAUGAAUGUGGCCAGCAGUGAGCACAGCAAAGAACAUAUUGAUUCAAGGAUAAAGGAUAAAAAAAAAAAAACGGUGCACUUUGUAGAGAGUAUCACAGGAGAGGAUGCAUUAAUAUAUCCAUUUGUAGUUUGAAAAACAAAGAAACACUAUUUUCAGUUGACACUGCCUGACAAGGUCUUGAGCAAAACAUCUGACUGCUUCACUAUUGGUUUGUCUGAUUCAGGUUGCUCAGUAUUCAGUUACUAGGAUGCCGAUUGCAGGGUGCAGUAUGAUAAUAGGAUUAAACCUGCUUCACCAGCACUUGAGAAGCAUACAAUUAAAAUACAUAACCAUGUGUAUUUGUAUGCUUUGUAUUUGCUUUUGUUUUUACUCCAGAUGCUUAUUAAUUCUUAAGUGGAUUCUUAUUAAAUCAAGCUCUCAUUAUUCCUCUCCUCUUCUUCUAAACAGUUGGAUUUGAAUAGAUGUGACAGCUUUAUUUCUUUUGGGUUUGUACUUUGAAAACAGUACUGUACGGUACUCCCUUUUUAUUUUGGUUACUGACACAUAUAAGAGAAUUGUGAAGUAUUGAAAACAGUAAAUUAAAGAAGGGCCCUUACACAGUAUAGAAUGUGACAGUUUACUGCUGCCAUGCCCUAACCGUGAAUUAACCCAGAAAUAAUGUGUUAAUGAGUAUUGAAUUUGAUAGCCAAACAGUUUUCAAAAGCUGAAAGAUUAAUAUUAUAGCCAAAUCCUUGUAGUAUUUGAUGCAGAAGAAUGUCAAUAUUGUUUAGUUAGACAGCAACAUAAUUUCAAAUACUGGUUUCACAGUGGAGAACAGGUUCCUUUUUGUUGGAGUUGUUGCUUUGUAAACAACUGUUUCUCAGUUGUGCUUUUCACAUAGAUGAUGCUAUAAAAAAUGUUAUAUGUAUAUAUAUAUAUAUAUAUAUAUAUAUAUAUAUAUAUAUGCAGAAAAAUGUAUAUAUGUAUUUUGCUUUAUUGGCUGUCUUUUGAGGGGGAAAAAGGGUGGCGUUUUUUACAAAAAUACAAAAAUUCCUUAAAAUGUUUAAUGCUAUUGUGGAGGCACCAGUAUUUACAUCUUUGUGUACUUACUGUUUGUGACACUUUACAUUUGUUUAUCCAAUUGUAAUGUUACUAACAUACUUGUUAGUUUAGGUAAUUAAACCGAUUCAAAGCCCCGCUCCCCUUUUGAUGCACCUGUAUCUUAAUUUGAUACAAAAGAUUAGGCUUCAGACUGAAUGAUUUACACUUGUUACAGCAUAAAAUAGAGAAAUUGAACACUGGAUUUUUUCUGAUAAUCAGAAUACCGUAAAGCCUUGAAAAAUCUUUA
Molecule: messenger RNA, 4314 nt
Organism: Polyodon spathula (Mississippi paddlefish)
Lineage: Eukaryota; Metazoa; Chordata; Actinopteri; Acipenseriformes; Polyodontidae
Product: stonin-2-like
Exons: 7
Coding region: 383-3007 (874 amino acids)
Biological process (GO): clathrin-dependent endocytosis; synaptic vesicle endocytosis; regulation of endocytosis
Cellular component (GO): synaptic vesicle; AP-2 adaptor complex
Molecular function (GO): clathrin-cargo adaptor activity
Source: RefSeq, a predicted model, not a curated record